AGUUGUUACGCGCUAAUCAGAGAUGGCUGACCAUGAGUCAGGUCAAUUGGCUUGUAAAACGUUGAAUAAAGCUAAAUCUUCAAAGUGAAUGGAUUAACUUACCAUUUAAAUGCAGUUGCAUAAAGUAACCUAAGACUUGGUUUGCCGAAAUGAAUUUUUACUUUUAAUGGUUGACCAAAAUGCAAGUUUAUAUGUCCUUUUAUUGGUUUUAGAGUUCGCUUAUGCUAACAUGCAACAGGCUAGUCAAGCUGGCUACCCUCCCUUCCACUAUCCAACAGCAAGUGAUCAAAACGCUCAGUUGCUUCAAGGUUAUGCGCUUUCUCAACAAGGAAACCCAGCUGCUGGAGUUCCAGGUUCUAUGUUUGGGGCUCAGUCAGCUGCUUCAUAUAAUUUUGACCAAACAGGUUCUGCUUACAACCAAACCUCUUCGAUCCCCGUAUGUCAGGUAGACGGUUCACAAGUCCCUAUGCAACCCGCUGCAGGAGGCUUUGCUUACCCUAAUUUCUCUGGGUCAUUCAAUCAGUAUCCUGGAAUGGGGCAAGGGAUGCCUCCUGGAUUGUCAGCUGUCCAAGCAGGCUUCAGUACCGAUAUGCAACAGUUUGGGCCACUCAUGGCUAAUGCUUUUGGGCAAACAAUGUCUGCCAAUGGAGCAAUUUUAGAGGCCAUAGCUCACGAACAAGGACUUGCAGGUUUUAAUCCAGUCGCUUUCCUCCAAGACCCAACUGGCACGAACACUCGCGGUGGAUUGGGCUCUGGAAGAGGCAGCAGCCAAAGAGGUGGAUAUAACAAGUUUGGCGGUUCUCGAUCAGGUUCCAACUUGCCCAGUGUCACUAAUCCUGAUGGACUCCGGGAGGAUACAAUUUUUGUCAGUAAUCUGCCUCAAAAUAUUGAUCACGAUGUGAUGAAGUCUCAAUUCGGUGUCGUCGGGAAAAUCAAGAUCAAUUCCAAAAGCGGUAUGCCCAUGAUAUGGAUAUUUAAAGAAAAAGGUAUACCUAAAGGCGAAGCGCUUGUGACUUAUGAAGAUCCAAGUUGUGUCCAAUCGGCUAUUCAGUGGUUUAAAGAGCAUGAGUUUUUGGGAAGGAAGAUUGAAGUCAAACAAGCUAUUAACAGCCAAAGACCAGUUAUUAUCCCUCCUGGGGGAGGUGGUUUGCUGGGAGGAAAUGGAAAUGGACCAAACAAUCCUGCUGCUGCUCUGGCUGUUGCAGCUGUGGCUGCGGCUGCCAGCGGGAACACUGUUGCCAGUUUGAUGAAUAACAGUGCGGCUGCUGCAGCCAGCCUUGCUGCUCUUACGGCGAACAACCCUCAGCUAGCUGCCCACUUUGAUUCCAAGGAGUAUCCAGGUAUGGGUCGCGGGGCAAGCACAGCGUCUAGAGGUGCCCGUGGAGCAAUUACCAAUGGUUCUUCUGUACGACCUAGCGUCGGUUCGGCUCAAGCAGGUUCAAGGGAAGGUGACUGGAGCUGUCCACAGUGUGGUAAUAUCAACUUUUCAUGGCGAGAACAAUGUAAUAGGUGCCAGUCAACUCGUUCAGGCGAUGGAUCUAGUAAUCCUGAUACGAAUUCUAGGAAUAACUUGAAUGCAACUAGUCGAAGUGCUCAACCACCUGCUGCAGUUAUGAAUUCCAGUUCUCAACAGAGCAAUCCCGGAUUUGGACGAGGCGGGGCAAUGAAUCCUACUUCAGGUGCCAAUCGAGGAGGUCGGGGUGGUGGUCCCAUGCGUGGAAGUAGUGUUGGAACAGGUCGGGCACGUCCAGCGCCUUAUUAAGCCAUCUAAAUUUGCCACUGUCUCUGCAAUUAGUGUCUUUGUUGUCUCACUAACUGGAUGGUUUGUGAAAUAUUGUAUUUGAACUAUGUAAUUAUGGUCAUAUAACCCAAUAAUUGUUAUAUGCUCUACUCCGG
Schistosoma margrebowiei is the source of this 1896-nucleotide messenger RNA. Lineage: Eukaryota; Metazoa; Platyhelminthes; Trematoda; Strigeidida; Schistosomatidae. The record is from the annotation of a GenBank genome assembly.